Messenger RNA from Vollenhovia emeryi, 2297 nucleotides. It is a transcript of the gene l(2)dtl, whose product is annotated as protein lethal(2)denticleless. Bases 135 to 2090 code for a protein of 651 amino acids. Gene Ontology annotation, cellular component: nucleus. Gene Ontology annotation, molecular function: protein-macromolecule adaptor activity; protein binding. The transcript is spliced from 8 exons. Lineage: Eukaryota; Metazoa; Arthropoda; Insecta; Hymenoptera; Formicidae. Gene Ontology annotation, biological process: mitotic G2 DNA damage checkpoint signaling; proteasome-mediated ubiquitin-dependent protein catabolic process. The record is from RefSeq and is a predicted model, not a curated record.
UCUCUACAUAAAAACGAGCCCAAUUUUGCAAGAAAUCUGACAGAUUUCCCGCGUACAUCGUUGCGCGUGUAAACAAUUUUCCGUAGUGAAUUCUAGAAGUGUUAUUUUCAGAAUUCUAUUGAUGUCAGUGCAAAAUGAAUGUAAUAAAUGCUGUUGAACGACGGGAGAGAGGAUUCGGAAUAACAUAUAAUUAUGACAUCGCUCUUUAUCGCCUGAAAUGUUAUUACAACGAUGUGUAUCGUGGAAUAGCUUCGAACGCAAAUGUGACUGAUUUGAAUCAGGGCCCGCCGGUGUUUGCGUGCCGUUUCUGCACCACACCGGGAUAUGAGGAGAUUCUCACCUUGGCGAACGAGGAGGGAAAGGUUGCCUUCCAAGACACCAGAGUCAGGGAUAAACACAACCUUCCGUUGACAGGAACGCAGGCACACUUUAACGCGAUUUUCGAUAUCGCCUGGAUGCCUGGAGAAAUGAAGUUUGUCACGGCGUCGGGAGAUCACUCGGCGCGCCUAUGGGACGUCGCUAGGCUUGAGAUAAAACAAAUUAAUUCUUUUAUCGCACAUACGAGAAGCGUAAAAACAGCGGUGUUCCGUGACAAUGAUAAAGCUGUCUUUGCGACGGGCGCUAGAGACGGCUUCAUUAUGAUAUGGGACAUCAGAGCAAGUCACAGUAAUCAACCGAAGCCAGAUAACUGUAUCGCCAAUGCGCACGGUUGCAUGGGCAGCACGAGACGGAAGUCAUGCUCACGGUCGUAUGCUCAAACAUCGCGAAUGCAAAGUAUUACCGGUUUAGUGUUCCAAGAUGACUUUACAUUAAUCUCGUGCGCUGCUGGCGACGGUUUAUUGAAAGUGUGGGACUUGCGCAAGAAUUACACCGUCCACAAGAAAGAGCCGAUAGCCAAGCAUUUAAUGAAUUAUUCUGGGAAUAGUACCAGAAACGGCUUCUCCUCCUUGUUAAUAUGCCCUGCUAGAAUUACGUUAUACGCAAGUUGCAUGGAUAACGUCAUAUACGCUUAUAACGUAUCGUCAUAUAAUUGUAAACCGGUGGCGGAAUAUUAUGGGCAUCAAAAUCGUACGUACUACGUGAAAACCUGUUUGAGUUCUGACGGUCGCUAUCUCGCCAGUGGAUCUAGCGAUGAACUCGCGUACAUUUGGAACACCAACCGACCGGGCGCACCGCUAGUUAAACUUUCCAGUCACACGGAAGAGGUGACUUGCAUUGCGUGGUGCAAUGUGGGAGAAACGAAGAUAGUGACUUGCUCCGACGAUUCUUGUCACAAAAUAUGGAGGGUCGGAUUCGAAGACGAAGAGGAUAACAAAGACUUGAUAAUACACGGUCGGGCUGAAAUUGUAGAAACAUAUUGUCCAGAAAAAAUGAAAAUAGAAACUACUCCAAGUUCUCGAUACUCGAAUAUCCGUCAAGAAACUACGCCAAGCUCGAGCGAAGACAAGGCACCUAUCCCUGUCCUGGUUACUCCCAAGUUCAGUAAAGAAGAUUAUGAUGAAAUAAAGCACAAUUCUGCUAAACGUAGUUUCCCGCAAAUGAUGAUGGGGUCAAGAUCUGAGGGAAAAUUUAACUGUAUUUUAUCACCCAUUGAUGAAAACAAUGAGAUAGUUACGAAACGAGCUCGUAUAGAUAAUCGUAGUAUACGAAGGCUAUUUAGUUCAAGUAACGAGACUACUACUGCAACUAGAGACUACAACUCGGACGAACCCAGUACGAGCCAAUCCACGAGCAGGAAUGAAGGUUUUUCUUCACCUACAAGUAACUUACCAAAUUACGCGUUGGAUGGUACAGCACCACACUUGCUUGAGAUAUCACCGCAAAAGUGUAAAGAGAACAUGAGCGAUGAUUGGUUAACAAAACUGAGAAAGAAUUACAAGCAAAAGAAACUUGCGUCAACUUCGAGCAGUCCGAAGAUUCAAUCGAUACCUAGCCGAAGAUAUAACAGGUCGCGAUCGACAGAACCCCAAAAAGUCACAAAAACAAUCAAGAAUAGUUCUCUCUGUUUACUGGACUUUAAGUUUAGUAAAGAGAAUAAAAAGGAUGGACCUUCGAAUAAUAAUAAUUUACCACCAACGAGUAAAUCUUGAAAAUAGUCAACAUAAAAUAUAUUUGGUUUCGAAUUUGAAUUUAGAAUUCGCGAAUUAUGAGAAUUUCACGAAUUCAAUCGUAAAACUUUUUUCGACUUUUAUCGCACAAUAAAAGCGAAGAAUUGUAAAGGCCCGGUUAUUAAACUAAUAUUAAACUUAUUCACGAUAUAACAGAUUUUCUUUCGGACGAUAGAAAUUUAGCAACAA